Molecule: messenger RNA, 1083 nt
Organism: Sycon ciliatum
Lineage: Eukaryota; Metazoa; Porifera; Calcarea; Leucosolenida; Sycettidae
Exons: 2
Coding region: 1-1083 (360 amino acids)
Source: RefSeq, a predicted model, not a curated record
AUGGUCCUAGGUACUCUCAAUGGUCGCACUGUUAAGUUUCUGGUUGACACUGGUGCCGCCUCAGCGGCGGAAGCAUCCAGAACCCUCACCACAGCGGCAACUGCUCUGGCCGGUCGUGACGUGUUGUCACACAUCCCCUGUACCAUCCAGUCUGAUGGUGCAGGCCUCCGCUUUUCCGCUGCUGAGUCUUCUGUGUCCACAGUUGACCCCACUCGUAUUGCCCUCCGCUUGUCCGGGCGCGCUACGGUGCCCCCACACCAUGAGGUGUUCGCCUGGGCUGUUCUUGAUGAUCCCACGGAGGAUGAUUCGCCGCUCCUGCUGGAGCCUGACCGCCCACUUGCUGAAGAGCAUAGUGUAUUUGUCGCUCGUGCUUUCGUCAAUCCAUCUCAGGGCAAAGUGCCUGUUCGCCUGCUCAAUUGUAGCGACCAUCCGAUUACACUUCGCCAAUCCCAGCACGUGGGUGCUGCCUAUGCCAUUAACGCUGUACAUACCGCUGAGAAUGAUGAGUUGACCCAUGACUUAUGGGAUGAUCCGCCACCACAUGCCCAGCUCUGGGAUGCGCUCCGCGUUGACCAUUCCGCCCUCUCUGCUGAUGAGCUCGCUGAGCUUCUUAAGUUACUUUCCCAGUAUCGUGACGUCUUUGCCCUUAGCUCUCAGGAGCUCGGCCGUACUCGCCUCAUGAGUCACUCAAUCGACACUGGGACGACCCAUCCCGUUUCCCUGCCUGCCCGCAGGCUGCCUUGGGCGUCACGCGAGACGGCGCGCCGUAUUGUGUCGGACAUGCUUGACCAAGGGGUCAUUGAGGAGUCCACCAGUCAUUGGUCAGCUCCAAUAGUCCUGGUUGCCAAGAAGGACGGUUCGAUGCGCUUUUGCGUCGACUAUCGCCGGCUGAACGAUGUCACGGUCAAGGAUCCGUACCCAUUGCCCCGGGUCGAUGAUACGUUGGAUGCUCUAGGUGGGGCCCCGUACUUCUCCACGCUUGACCUUUGCUCUGGCUACCAUCAGUUGCCCAUGAACGCCGCUGACCGCGAGAAAACUGCUUUCUCCACGCCUGACGGUCACUAUCACUUGAUCGGAGCUUGA